Purpureocillium takamizusanense is the source of this 306-nucleotide messenger RNA. RefSeq lists its product as uncharacterized. The coding region runs from base 1 to 306 and encodes 101 amino acids. The record is from RefSeq and is a predicted model, not a curated record. NCBI's taxonomy places the organism in Eukaryota, Fungi, Ascomycota, Sordariomycetes, Hypocreales, Ophiocordycipitaceae. The transcript has a single exon.
AUGCCAAAGAAUACGGAACAAUCUCAUCCCCACGGCUGGCCGUUGCCGCUGACGAUCCCUACCACACGCGACCAACCCCCCUCCGACUAUGCCUCGGUGCUCUGCCCUCACGCACUCGACCUUGGUCUUUUGGUAGUUGAGAAAAAAGUGAAAAUAAAUGUUUUACGCCUCGUCCACGCCCAUCGCACGCCUCCUCAACGGAUCGACUCGUAUAGCGCAGCAAAGGGCCCGCCUGUCGUCGACACCCUUUCAAGCUCGUCCGGCAUGAGGUCGGUCGUCUUGUCUUGUCUCCAUGACGCCCUGUGA